GGCGUUUGAAAAGCGCCCCAGGAAAAGGGGCGGGGGAGGAACCAACGGCCGCUGGGGGGGCGAGGGAGGGGGGGUCGCGGAGGGCCCGUCAUGGCGCACAAACAGAUCUACUACUCCGACAAGUACGACGACGAGGAGUUCGAGUACCGGCACGUGAUGCUGCCCAAGGACAUCGCCAAGCUGGUGCCCAAGACCCACCUGCUGUCGGAGUCGGAGUGGCGGAACCUGGGGGUGCAGCAGAGCCAGGGCUGGGUGCACUACAUGAUCCACGAGCCAGGUGAGCCCCACGGGGGGGCGGGGAGCGCCCGGAGGGCCCGGCCUGACCGCCCCUCUCCCCCCGCAGAGCCCCACAUCCUGCUCUUCCGAAGGCCGCUGCCCAAGAAGCCGGAAAAGUGAGCGGUCCCCGCUCUGCCGGAGCUCCCAGCCCGUUCGAGCUGGGAAAGCACCUUCCUCCUCCUCCUCCUCGGCGUUCCUGGGGGGCUUCACCCCCUGGCCCUUGGUGCCGCCUGGGCGCCGCCGUGGCGACUCGGCCCCGUGCCGGGGUUUUUUCCUGUUGCGAGGCCUCCGAAGCUUCAAUAAAGUGAUGUUUUUGGGAGC
Molecule: messenger RNA, 597 nt
Organism: Lepidothrix coronata (blue-crowned manakin)
Lineage: Eukaryota; Metazoa; Chordata; Aves; Passeriformes; Pipridae
Gene: CKS1B
Product: CDC28 protein kinase regulatory subunit 1B
Exons: 2
Coding region: 91-396 (101 amino acids)
Biological process (GO): regulation of mitotic cell cycle
Cellular component (GO): SCF ubiquitin ligase complex; cyclin-dependent protein kinase holoenzyme complex
Molecular function (GO): protein kinase binding; cyclin-dependent protein serine/threonine kinase activator activity; ubiquitin binding
Source: RefSeq, a predicted model, not a curated record